AUGCCGAAGGGAGAGGCCGAGUAUUUUUUCACAUACAGAACCAAUGUCAAGGGACGGUGGUGCGGAAGGCCUGUUAUAGAUGUUCUUGCUUCAGAGUUCAGGACAAGGACCAGAGACUAUUUUUUGUCUGCACUGGAGUGUGGCGUGAUAACAGUUAACGAGGAAGUUGUAGAGCCUACAAGGAUGCUCAGGAUCGGAGACGUAAUAAAGCAUACUGUUCAUAUCCACGAGCCGUCGCAUCCGGAGAUCGAUGUUAUAAAGAUAGAGGAAGACUAUGUUGUUGUAAACAAGCCGUCUGGGAUUCCCUGCCACCCCACAGGAGGUUAUAGAGAAUACUCUGUCACAAGAGCGCUUUUUGGAGACCAGAAGGUUGCCUGCAUCAAUAGGCUGGAUAUGCCUGUGUCUGGCGUGCUGAUAAUUGCAACAAGAAACCACUCGAAAUGCCUGGAAAGUAUCCGAGAUGCCGUGAAGAUCUACAUUGCAAAGGUCUGUGGAAUGUUUCCUGAUAGUGUGGUUGUGGAUAAAGGCAUCAAGUGCACAGAAGGUAAGAACAGGCAUGUGAGUGACGAAGGAAAGGCAUGCUUAACGCUAUUCAGAAGGCUGGAGUACAAAGAUGGAUACUCACUUGUCGAGUGUAAGCCUGUGACGGGGCGUACACAUCAGAUUAGAAUACAUCUACAGAGUAUUGGAUUUCCGAUCAUAAAUGACGUAAUGUAUGGUGAUGGUGUGCAGCCUCCGCUACCUCAAGAUGAUGUCUGUCAUGCAGACAUAAAUGGACUUGGGGACAGAAGGAUGUAUGAGUAUGUGGUUAAGCAUUGCAAGGGAAGGAGCAACCGGUCCUUUGUCGCCAAGGGCCACUACAUCUGCCUCCAUGCUUGGAAGUACAUAUAUAACGGAAUAGAGUAUGUGGCAAGCUUGCCCAACUGGUGUAGAGGAUGGGACCUAGCAUCAUCGCAAGUUACAGAGAAAAAUUUAUAA
Encephalitozoon hellem ATCC 50504 is the source of this 978-nucleotide messenger RNA. RefSeq names its product putative pseudouridine synthase. The coding region runs from base 1 to 978 and encodes 325 amino acids. The record is from RefSeq and is a predicted model, not a curated record. Gene Ontology annotation, molecular function: RNA binding; pseudouridine synthase activity. Gene Ontology annotation, biological process: pseudouridine synthesis. The transcript has a single exon. Lineage: Eukaryota; Fungi; Microsporidia; Unikaryonidae.